Epinephelus moara (kelp grouper) is the source of this 971-nucleotide messenger RNA. RefSeq lists its product as uncharacterized. The coding region runs from base 104 to 763 and encodes 219 amino acids. NCBI's taxonomy places the organism in Eukaryota, Metazoa, Chordata, Actinopteri, Perciformes, Serranidae. The transcript is spliced from 6 exons. The record is from RefSeq and is a predicted model, not a curated record.
GUUGUUUCAUUUCCGUGUCUUACAGUCAGACUGUCACCGUUCGUCUUCACUCAGACAGUGACUGACAGCUGAGGGGGCGGAGCCAGCAGAGACGACAGCAGCCAUGUUGGUUCUUCUCUGGUUACUGAUCCUGAUGACGACGAUGAUGAUGAAGAGUGAUGCGGCCUCUGCAGAGAUCGUCACAGCACGCAGCGGCGGCGCCGUCCUGCUGACGCCACCCCUGCAGGCGGCGAGGAACAGACAGGACAUCAGGUGGACCCACCCCCGCCUGGUGAUGUCACUGAAGAACAACGUGACCACGUGUCAUCACGGGCGCUGCGAGCUGCUGAGCGACGGCUCGCUGAGCUUCAGCCGCGUUCAGAGCGACGACUCAGGGAGCUACAGCCUGGAGGUGUUUGACCAGGACGGGACGCGACUGCUGAGGAAGGACUUCCUGCUCACUGUGGAGGACCACAGCAACAGCAGCAGCAGCAGCAGCAGCAGCAGUGUGGUGGUGUCUGUGUUGGUCUGCUGCAUCCUCCUGUUGCUGCUGCUCUUCAUCAUCUUCUUCAUCCUCAGGAGGAGGAAGAGGAGCCAGAGGACAAACCCCACAGGUCCAUUGGAGGAAAAUGUUUAUGUGACAAUGCACGGUCACCAUGGCAACAAGGGGAAAGCUAUAGAGGAGAAGCAGGAGUCUCAUUAUGUUCCAUGUCAUCCUGUUGUUUCCAUGGAAACACCAAUCACAGAGCAGAUGUCUGAGGAUGUAGAAGAUGUCUACGUGUGAUGACCAAUCAGAGAUCAGCUUGUUUUCACCUCAGCUCACCGUUAGUUCAUCGUCCACUGUCGUCCGGUGUUCAUUUUUCAACUAUUAUUAUUAUUUUUGAUAAAUAAAUAUAAAGUGAACUUAUGUAGGGAGCCUUUAUAUGAUUCUGUUAUUUUAUCUUUGUACUUUUAUUUAAACUGUUUUUUUUUUCAUCAGGGAGUUGCUUCCA